AAUGGACCCAAAUUCCCGCCAAAGAACGCCGAUCGAAACACUUGCCGGGAAUGUCCACUAAAUUCCCGCCAGAUUCCAUGUUAGAGUUGAAGCCUAAAGCUACUUCUUUCAAUCUCUCUGCUUCAGUUGUUUAGUCUCUCCAGUGACCAGGAUUAUAUCAAAACUUUUCAGUCUCAUUUCUUUCUCUCUGUACACCUUUUCACUUAAUUUUAUUCUUCUGGCGGCAUUCUCUCGAAACAGCAGAAAUGGCGCCGUCGCGUAGAUCGAGUAACGGUAGAUCACCGCUGGUCAAUGCACAGCGCCAAAUCACCUCUUUCUUCUCUAAAACAACCUCUCCUUCUCCAUCUCCUGCUUCCACACGCUCCAAAGAACAAAACCCCAAAUCUAACCCGAACCCUAAGCCUAAAUCUCCAAGCCCUAGCAAGAGCCCUAGCCCUAGUACUCCUUCUCCUCUACAGUCCAAUACCAGAAAACCACUCCUAGUCAUUGGCCAAAGCCCCUCUCCUUCUCCCUCAACACCUGCAACCACCGGUCAGUCGUACGGCAAAGAGGUGGUGGACAAGAGGAUUAAGGUUUACUGGCCGUUGGAUAAGAGCUGGUACGAGGGUUGCGUUAAAUCUUAUGAUGAGGAUUCCGGUAAGCAUUUGGUUCAAUAUGAUGAUUUUGAAGAGGAGGUGUUGGAUUUGGGGAAGGAGAAAAUCGAAUGGGUUGAAGAAAUUGCGAAGAAAUUUAAAAGGUUGCGUAGGGGUUCUUUGGCUUUCGGGAAGACAGUGAUUGAAGAUGAGGAGAUGAAGGAUGUUGGUGAUGAUGAAGAGGAUAAUGCUGGUGGUGAUGAUUCUAGUGAUGAAGAUUGGGGAAAGAAUGCGGAGAAGGGCGUCAGUGAGGAUGAGGAGGAUAUAGAUUUGGAUGAUGAGGAAGAAGAGGAUGACGCAGAGGGUGGUAAGAAAGGAAAACAGGGUGGGAAGUGUGAAUCGAGGAAAAGGAAGGCUGGUGGAGCUGCAAAAAUGGAUUCUGGGAAGAAGAGCAAGAGUAGUGGUGUUGGGAGCAAAGGAGAAUUCAAGGUUUCAGUUGUGGAGCCUGUGAAGAAUAAAGGCAAUGAGCCGUCUAAUGGCAUUGGUGAUGCCUUGAUGAGUGAUGCAUCAGAAAAGUUCAACUUGCGCGAAUCUGAGAAGUUAUGGUUUCUUGGAGCAGAACGGAGGGAUGCAAAAAGGAGGCGUCCUGGAGAUGCAGAUUAUGAUCCAAGGACUCUAUACUUGCCUCCAAAUUUUGUAAAAAGCUUAUCAGGUGGUCAGAGACAAUGGUGGGAGUUCAAAUCAAAGCAUAUGGAUAAAGUUUUGUUUUUCAAGAUGGGUAAAUUUUAUGAGCUUUUUGAAAUGGACGCGCAUGUGGGAGCUAAGGAAUUAAAUUUGCAAUAUAUGAAGGGAGAACAACCUCACUGUGGUUUUCCUGAGAGGAACUUCUCAAUGAAUGUCGAGAAACUAGCUAGAAAGGGUUAUCGAGUUCUGGUUGUAGAACAGACAGAAACACCUGAACAACUGGAGCUUCGUCGCAAAGAGAAAGGUUCUAAAGACAAGGUUGUGAAACGUGAAAUAUGCGCAGUGGUUACAAAAGGAACAUUAACCGAGGGAGAAUUACUUACAGCAAGUCCUGAUGCUUCUUACCUAAUGGCAGUGACUGAAAGUUGUCAGAAUUUGGAAAAUCAAUAUUUGGAGCAUUACUUUGGUAUCUGUGUGGUUGAUGUUGCUACUAACAGAAUCUUUCUUGGUCAGUUUGGAGAUGAUCUGGAGUGCAGUACAUUGUGUUGUCUGCUAUCUGAGCUGAGGCCAGUAGAAAUCAUAAAACCUGCAAAGGGUCUCAGUUCUGAAACUGAGAGAGUAAUGCUGAGGCAUACCAGAAAUCCCUUGGUCAAUGAGUUGAUUCCCCGCUUGCAAUUCUGGGAUGCCGAGAAAACUAUUCAUGAAGUGAAGACCAUCUACAAGCAUAUCAAUGUUCAAGCAGCUUCUGAAUUGUCAGACAAAACAGAUACAAAAACAACAAAUCUUCAAGACGGGUCAAGCUGCCUGCCAGAAAUUUUGUCAGAGCUAGUAAAUAAAAGAGAAAAUGGCAGCUUAGCUCUUUCAGCACUUGGAGGCACACUGUAUUAUCUAAAACAGGCUUUUCUGGAUGAGACGUUGCUCAGAUUUGCAAAGUUUGAAUCACUUCCAUGCUCUGAUUUUUGUAAUGUUGCUCAAAAACCAUACAUGAUUCUUGAUGCUGCUGCCCUGGAGAACCUUGAGAUCUUUGAGAAUAGCAGAAAUGGAGGCUCUUCAGGGACAUUAUACGCGCAACUGAAUCAUUGUGUGACUGCAUUUGGGAAGAGGUUGCUGAAAACAUGGUUGGCAAGACCUUUAUAUCAUUUGAGAUCAAUUAAGGACCGCCAGGAUGCCAUAUCAGGUUUACGGGGGGUAAAUCAACCUAUGGCGCAGGAAUUUCGAAAAGGAUUGUCCAGGCUUCCUGACAUGGAGCGGUUGCUUGCACGCAUUUUUGCUAGCAGUGAAGCUAAUGGAAGAAAUGCCAAUAAAGUGAUUUUCUACGAGGAUGCAGCAAAAAAGCAGCUCCAGGAGUUCAUAUCUGCUCUACGUGGCUGUGAAUUGAUGGCCCAAGCAUGUUCUUCACUUGGUGUUAUUUUGCAAAAUGUUGAGUCUACACAACUACACGAUUUGUUAAUGCCUGGCAAAGGUCUUCCUGACACCCAUUCAAUCCUUAAGCAUUUUAAGGAUGCCUUUGAUUGGGUAGAAGCCCACAAUUCUGGUCGUAUAAUACCUCAUAAAGGAGUCGAUAUGGAGUAUGACUCUGCUUGUAAAAAAAUUACGGAAAUUGAGACUAGUUUGACAAAACACCUGAAGGAACAACGGAAGUUACUCGGAGACACCUCAAUCACUUACGUCACAGUUGGGAAGGAGGCAUAUCUAUUAGAAGUUCCUGAACAUCUGCGUGGGAGCAUUCCUCGAGAUUAUGAGUUGCGUUCAUCCAAAAAGGGCUUCUACAGGUAUUGGACUCCAAAUAUUAAGAAGUUCUUAGGAGAGCUCACGCAAACUGAAUCUGAAAAGGAGUCAACAUUGAAGAGCAUUUUGCAGAGAUUGGUUAGGCGAUUCUGUGAGCAUCAUGAUAAGUGGAGACAACUGGUUUCUGCAACUGGAGAACUUGAUGUUCUGAUCAGUCUGGCAUUUGCUAGUGACUUCUACGAAGGACCAGUGUGCCGCCCAGUCAUCCUAAGUUCAACAGCAAAUGAGGUGCCAUGCUUAUCUGCAAAAAGUUUGGGGCACCCUGUUCUUAGAAGUGAUUCUUUAGGCAAAGGUGCAUUUGUACCCAACAACAUUACUAUCGGUGGUAAUGGUGGUGCCAGCUUUGUCCUUCUCACUGGUCCUAAUAUGGGUGGGAAGUCUACUCUUCUCCGGCAAGUUUGUUUAGCUGUGAUUCUGGCCCAGGUCGGUGCUGAUGUCCCUGCAGAGAGCUUUGAAUUGUCACCUGUUGACCGAAUAUUUGUUCGUAUGGGUGCUAAAGAUCAUAUAAUGGCAGGACAAAGUACAUUUUUAACGGAGCUUUCAGAAACUGCAUUGAUGCUGUCAUCGGCUACCCGAAAUUCACUGGUGGCACUGGAUGAACUUGGACGUGGCACGUCAACAUCAGAUGGACAAGCCAUAGCGGAAUCAGUUCUUGAACAUUUUAUCCAGAAGGUCCAGUGUCGUGGAAUGUUUUCUACUCAUUAUCAUCGAUUAGCUGUAGACUAUCAGAAAAAUCCUGAGGUCUCUCUCUGCCACAUGGCAUGCCAAGUAGGAGAUGGAGUUGGGGAAGUGGAAGAAGUUACAUUUCUUUAUAGAUUGACACCUGGUGCAUGCCCUAAAAGCUACGGUGUCAAUGUAGCUAGACUGGCUGGACUCCCAGACUCUAUACUUCAAAAAGCUGCUGCAAAGUCCAGAGAAUUUGAGGCUGUUUACGGUAAACAUAUGAAGGGGUCUAAAGGAAAUCUGACUAUUCAAAGUAGUAAUGAGAUAGCAGUCUUCAUCCAAAAUUUAGUUGAUUUCACUACAAAUUUGAGUUGCCAUAGAUCCAAGAAUACCGAUAUUGGCACUCUAGCUAAACUUCAGAAUAGAGCAAGAGUACUUCUACAACAGAAUUGAAUUGAUUUUGUCUUCCACAUUUCAAGAUUUGGUAUUAUGCCAUCUACCGGCAGAUUUUGUCAAUACUGAGGUAUGUAGAGAACUUGUAUUUAGGCUUUUUGGGCAUUGCUGAUUUUUUUUCCCAGGAGCAUUGCUUUCAAACUUUGGACUCAUCUAAUGAUGUGGGUGGAAAAAUUUGUAGCAUGUAAUUAAAUUGGGUUUGACAAUUAGGUCUGGGCCUAUUUGGAAUUGACAUAGAAAAUCACUUUUUAAGUUGGUUAACCAAAUCUUUUGUAUAGUAAUUAUAUUCGCGAGCAAAUAUAAGAGUGUUUUUGUCUCAA
Molecule: messenger RNA, 4480 nt
Organism: Jatropha curcas
Lineage: Eukaryota; Viridiplantae; Streptophyta; Magnoliopsida; Malpighiales; Euphorbiaceae
Gene: MSH6
Product: MUTS homolog 6
Biological process (GO): mismatch repair
Cellular component (GO): nucleus
Molecular function (GO): ATP binding; mismatched DNA binding; ATP-dependent DNA damage sensor activity
Source: RefSeq, a predicted model, not a curated record